AUGGCCUUCAUCUUACUUUAUGUUGACGACAUUUUGCUCAUCACCUCCUCAAAUGCAUUACCUGAUCAGUUUAUGGGAUUACUCUCUAAUGAGUUCGCAAUGAAAGAUUUGGGUCCGAUUAGUUACUUUCUUGGUGUAUCGGUCACCAAUUACCCCAAGUCGCUAUUUUUAUCUCAAGCAAAAUACGCCAUGGAAAUAAUAGAACGAGCAGGUCUAGCCGAUUGUAACCUGGCUGCAACCCCGGUGGACACUCAACAAAAACUUAGCAGGAAUUCUGGUACUCCUGUGGCUGACAUCACCGAGUAUCGCCGGCUGGUGGGCGCCUUACAAUACAUCACCUUCACGCGACCUGACAUUUCUUACGCCGUUCAGCAAGCAAGUGUGUAUGCAUAUGCACACCCCAACCACAACAUACAUGCAUGCUCUAAAACGUAUAGUUCGGUAUGUGAAAGGCACUUUAUCAUUUGGGCUUCAUUUACAUGCUUCAUCACUUAG
Molecule: messenger RNA, 495 nt
Organism: Helianthus annuus (common sunflower)
Lineage: Eukaryota; Viridiplantae; Streptophyta; Magnoliopsida; Asterales; Asteraceae
Exons: 1
Coding region: 1-495 (164 amino acids)
Source: RefSeq, a predicted model, not a curated record